AUGAAGAGAAAAAAUCAAAUUUUGUUGACUAUUGGUACCAUUGCAACACUCACAACUCUGUUGUUCUUAGGAGAUAGUUUUUUUAACAGCAGAGGUUCUUGUGCCUGUAAACAUGAUAAAUGCACUUCUAAUAUUGAUUCUAAGAACCUAAAUAUGCGUGGUAUUCCAAUUAUAAAAAGGGACAAAUACAUUUUGAGGGGCCUUGAUAUAGGCGACUAUAAUAAGGGAUUUAUUGACUGCAUAAAUGAAGUGACUGAACCCGGGGUGGUUACACAGAAGCAGUUUGAAGAAAGGUAUCUGUCUCUGUGCAAAGAUGGAUGUUAUAAGAUAGUGGUUGCAUACGACCCAAAGGAUGAAAAGGUUAUUGGAAGUGGAACGCUGUUUAUCGAAAAGAAAUUUAUCAGAGGAUGUGCUGCUAAAGGCCAUAUAGAAGAUGUAGUUGUCCUAAAGGAAAAGAGAGGAAAAGGUAUUGGAAAGGAUAUAUUGGAAACAUUGAUCUGGAUUUCGAAGAAAAUGGGAUGUUACAAGACUGCGCUUGUAUGUGACUUGAAGAAUAUAGAAUUCUAUAAGAAAUGUGGGUUGAAAGAGAAGGAGAGAGAGAUGGUGAUGUAUCAUUAA
Messenger RNA from Encephalitozoon romaleae SJ-2008, 618 nucleotides. Its product is annotated as glucosamine phosphate N-acetyltransferase. Gene Ontology annotation, molecular function: monosaccharide binding; glucosamine 6-phosphate N-acetyltransferase activity. The record is from RefSeq and is a predicted model, not a curated record. NCBI's taxonomy places the organism in Eukaryota, Fungi, Microsporidia, Unikaryonidae. Gene Ontology annotation, biological process: UDP-N-acetylglucosamine biosynthetic process. Gene Ontology annotation, cellular component: endoplasmic reticulum-Golgi intermediate compartment; Golgi apparatus; endoplasmic reticulum. The coding region runs from base 1 to 618 and encodes 205 amino acids. The transcript has a single exon.